Messenger RNA from Serpula lacrymans var. lacrymans S7.9, 700 nucleotides. RefSeq lists its product as uncharacterized. The transcript has 2 exons. The record is from RefSeq and is a predicted model, not a curated record. The coding region runs from base 98 to 460 and encodes 120 amino acids. Lineage: Eukaryota; Fungi; Basidiomycota; Agaricomycetes; Boletales; Serpulaceae.
AUAUGCUCCGAGUAGAACAGUAUUGAUUUUACUAUAAGCAGUUCCGGUCUUCGUGGAGAUUCUCGGGCUACAGCAUUAGAGAACUACAUACGUUUAUAUGCUAGACAUGCGGAAUGUAGGAGCUUACUACUUUCCGGAGCUCUUGACAGAUCUACCAGACUUGAAAAACCCUCACCACUGUAGACUGAAGAUGGGCGCAAGCCAGUCCUUUCCUAUUCUUCCGCAUCAUCCCUACCUAGCUCUUAUUCGACCGCGCAUGUCGUUUCCAACUGAUAUCUUUGGUCUAUUCCAGCCUGCAACCUUUGGACCAGCCACACCUGACAUAUGGGAACGUCUUCUUCGAGUAGAUGACACCUCACAGUGCUAUAUUGACCGUGUUCUGUUUUUACAAGAAACACGAGUUCUUGUUGAUUUACGUCCAUCAUCCGACAGACACUGCGAAAGCAUUGUUGGUUGUUGACCGUUCACAUGCGGUUGUACGAGCGACCAACUUGUAUUUUCGUCCUCUUGCCCCAGGAUCGGGUAUAUUUUCGCCGUCAAUCGCCGACUGUCCUGCGCAAGACCGUGUCUACGUCACCAGAGAAGACAAUAAAGCGGAAGUCACUAGACAGUACAAAGCAUAUACGACGCUAUGCCGACUCACCUUUCCUCCCCCCUGUAAUAUCACUGGAAAUCAUUUACCACCUUCUGUUCAGCAGCU